CCCCCCCCCCCACCGGUCUCCCAAGGAUGGAUCAUUCCCAGUGCCUUGUGACUAUAUACGCUUUGGUGGUUCUGCUGGGUCUCCGGCUAGAGCAGGGCGUCUGCCAGCACUAUCUGCACAUCCGACCUGCUCCCAGCGACAACUUGCCCUUGGUGGAUCUAAUCGAGCACCCGGACCCUAUCUUUGACCCCAAGGAGAAGGAUCUUAACGAGACCUUGCUAAGGAACCUCAUGGGCGGACACUUCGACCCUAACUUUAUGGCUAUUUCCUUGCCCGAGGACCGGCUCGGAGUGGACGAUCUAGCUGAGCUGGACUUGCUGCUCAGGCAGAGACCCUCGGGAGCGAUGCCCAGCGAAAUCAAAGGGCUGGAGUUCUACGACGGGCUGCAGCCGGGCAAGAAGCACAGGCUGAGCAAGAAGCUGCGCAGGAAGCUGCAGAUGUGGCUUUGGUCCCAGACUUUCUGCCCGGUCCUAUACACGUGGAACGAUCUCGGCAGCCGCUUUUGGCCCCGGUAUGUCAAAGUGGGCAGCUGCUACAGUAAAAGGUCUUGUUCAGUCCCCGAAGGCAUGGUUUGCAAACCUGCCAAGUCCGUGCAUUUAACGAUCCUGAGGUGGAGGUGCCAGCGCCGGGGAGGGCAGAGGUGCACAUGGAUACCCAUCCAGUACCCCAUCAUUUCGGAGUGCAAGUGCUCCUGCUAGAGUUGGCACUUACCUUCUCGCCCCUUCUCCAGCGGACUCACGUGGACCUUUGCUGCAACAGAAAUAAAAGACAUUUGCUUUCUGGUUAACGUUGUAAUGCACUGUAACCUGUAGGAGAAUGUAUAUUGUGUGUAUAUAUGGCACCGGUUUAAUAUACUAUUAAAAGGUCAGUAUUAUACGUGAAAUAAUCAGCGUCUACUGUAUUUUUAAGACUAUUACCCCGAUCGUUGCUAAUGUAUCUUUUUUUUUUUUUUGUAUUUAUAUUCCAGAGAGAAGUUGCUUCGUUUUGGCGAAGUAGGUUUUUGUUGGGUGUUUGUUUUUUUUUUUUUAAUAAAAGGAUUAAAAAAUAGAAACCAAACUUUUUGAUAAGAAAACGUUUAAAGCUAUUUUCCAUUAUUCGGAAAGCGUGUGUGUGAGAUUUUGGUUUUUUUUUCUUUUUCCUUACGGACUUUAGAUUUAAAAUAAAAGUGAAUAAACGCCUAGAGCACAAUGUUAUUGUAAAUAGAGAGAACAGUUUGAAUGACUUAAUCCUAUGUAAAUGAAGAGUAUCUGCUAUUUAUUCUUUAUAUCCUUGUAGUAAAAGUGCAGUGCAGAAUUAAAGUCAACCACUAAAACACGA
Messenger RNA from Myiozetetes cayanensis, 1317 nucleotides. RefSeq names its product noggin (gene NOG). NCBI's taxonomy places the organism in Eukaryota, Metazoa, Chordata, Aves, Passeriformes, Tyrannidae. Bases 27 to 698 code for a protein of 223 amino acids. The record is from RefSeq and is a predicted model, not a curated record. The transcript has a single exon. Gene Ontology annotation, biological process: osteoblast differentiation; negative regulation of cell differentiation; negative regulation of BMP signaling pathway.